Molecule: messenger RNA, 3244 nt
Organism: Annulohypoxylon truncatum
Lineage: Eukaryota; Fungi; Ascomycota; Sordariomycetes; Xylariales; Hypoxylaceae
Exons: 2
Coding region: 459-2990 (843 amino acids)
Biological process (GO): calcium ion transmembrane transport; intracellular calcium ion homeostasis
Cellular component (GO): membrane
Molecular function (GO): calcium channel activity; calcium ion binding
Source: RefSeq, a predicted model, not a curated record
CUUCUCCUGAAAAUAAUCCAACCAUGCUUAAGUUACGGUAGUACGGUAGUAUUCACUCAUUUUCCGACCCAUUUCCAUUCUUUUCACAUCCAAACUUUGUACAUACUAUAGAUCUCCAACGUCCCCAGACCUCCAUCCAUUUUAGAUCUACAUAUCUGGACCACUUCGUUGUGUGCUCUAUUGCUCUAUUGGCCUCUCUUAGUCUAUAUGACCUACCCAUAGCAGCCAUUCUCAGCGAUCUCGACAUUCGUUACUUUUCAUCUCUCGUCUCUACUCCAGCAUUUCAACCCUCUAAACAUAUCCUUCUUUAAUAGCCUGUUCUCAUACCCGAAUUGGAUUAUCGUUCGAUGUUGUUGCUUCUUUACAUUGGUUAGUGGUGAUAGCUGGUGGCCCAUUGGAAAAGUCGACAUUACAUCUGUACCUGUGUUUUGCAAGUUAAUCAUAGCACUACUUUAUCCAUGAUGGGUUCUGGAGAAUAUGACGAGAAAACCUCUCCCACGCUGACCCACGCGCCGACCGUCUCGGAUACCGCCGUCGGCGAAUCGGAAAAGUUCGCUGAAGAAACAGAGAAGUUCCCUCCGGAACCAUCGCAACAUCUUCAAGUCCCUUCCGAAUCCGGCAGAAUGCCCUUGGAUCAAGGAACCCUCGGAAGCCUUUCAAAAUCCGAAUCUAGAGAACAGAACACCCGCUUUUUGGACGAUCUUACGGUUGUCCAGGCGGAACGGAAUAUCAGCCAACAAGAAUCGGCCGAACUUCGUCGUACUCACUCUAAGGCUAGGAGCCAUGAGCCCCCGGUGAAGGAAGAUGUGUUUAAUCAACCCACCCAGGCCCCUACUCUUAUUGGUUUAGCCCCCGAACCUCCAACCCAAGUGAAUAAGGCGAUCCGGCGAAUUAAGAAAUUGCCUCGGAUAGUUCGAUAUUUCUUGUACAGCAUACCUGUAACCCUUUGUUUGGUGCCCCCGAUAUUUCUUGGGGCUUUUCUACCACAGGAGAGCCAGGCUGUUAUUGGUGGUCCUGGCGGUGUCCAGUUGAUGUGGUUCGGGAUCUGGCUCGAAGUCUUAUGGUUAUCGUUGUGGGCAGCCAGAAUAGUGACUGCCAUAAUGCCGUUUCUCCUAACUAUGGUGGCCAAACUGUUGCAAGGAAAUCCGAAGAAAUGGAAUGGAAUUGGCCGCCAGCUAGAGUUGCAUACAGCAUUGUUUCUUUGGAUGCUGGCUGUACUCAUCUCAUAUUACCCUAUCUUGAAUAACCACAAGGUACCAGCUCGAGUACCCGAGGACGCUGACACUGCAUACCCGGACAUAGAAUGGAUCGGCGUCUGCAACAAGAUCAUAACCGCUGUAUUCGUUUUGGCUAUCCUGAACUUCUUCGAAAAGAUUUUCGUGCAAUGGGUUGCUUCGACUUUUCAUAAGAGGACAUACGCGGCACGUAUCGAUACGAACAAAACGGCUAUCUCAUACUUGGUUCAUCUCUAUGAGCACUCCAAGGACAGAUUAGUUUCGGAAGCGUCAGUCAUGAACGAGCAAGGUCGGGGGUCUGGUAGCAAAACCCCUAUGGCGUUUAUUUCGGACAAUGCUCGCGAUACUAUGGCGAAAGUAGGCGAUACCAUCAACCGUGUAGCCGGUGAUUUCACCGGACGUGAAGUCAAGCUCAGAAAUCACCCAAGAAAAGUGGUCUCCGAGCUACUUCGAAAUACCAAUUCUGCGCAGGUCCUGGCUAGGCGUCUUUUUAGGACUUACGCCAAACCAGGCACCGAUAUCUUAUUGCCACAUGACCUUAGUCCGGCAUUCUCCAACGCGGAGGAAGCCGACGCGGCGUUUAACGUAUUUGACCGCGACUUCAACGGCGAUGUCUCCAUGGAAGAACUGGAAGCCUUCUGCGACGAGGUUCAUCGCGAAAAGAAAGCAAUAGCAGCGUCGCUUAAGGAUUUAGACUCCGUCAUCAAGAAACUUGACAGGGUCUUCUUUUUCGUCUGCGUGAUCAUUGCGGUUCUCGUCUUCAUCUCGAUAAUAUCGACUAGCACUGCCGCCGCAUUGGCAUCGUUGGGUACCGCUGUUUUGGGACUUGCGUGGGUGCUACAGGCAACGGCUCAGGAAUUCCUGCAAUCUAUCAUAUUCGUUUUCGUGAAGCAUCCGUUUGAUGUCGGCGACCGAGUCACCGUGUACGGCAACACAGGAUCCCUGAUGAGAGGCGACGAUUACUACGUCACUGAGAUCUCAUUGCUGUACACCGAAUUUAAGAAGAUGGAGGGUCACAUAGUCCAAGCCCCCAACUCGAUUCUUAAUACCCUAUUUAUUCUGAAUCAUCGUCGCAGUGGUCAGUUAGCUGAUGUGUUUGAACUGCGGAUGAGAUACGGUACUCCAGGAUCCGUUAUUAAGGAGCUCGAACACCGUAUGACUGAGUACGUCUUGGCCAAUAAGCGCGACUUCACAGGGAAAAUCUUGACGGAGCUUAAAGGCUUUGAAGAUGCGUAUUGCAUGACGGUCAAUCUCAUAUGCUUCCACAAGACAAGCUUCCAAAACGAACUGUUGCGUCUUAUCAGACAUAAUAAGUUUGCUAUGGAGUUGAUGGCUCAGAUGGUUGACCUCGGAAUCGAGCAACCUCGCCGACAGUACCAAAUUUCUGGAAGGGACUGGCCCGUCUUCCAGUCUAACAUACAGCCACCGUCAUACGAAGAACAGAACCCGACCGUGGACCCCGCUAUACUAUCUGCCACUCGUCGACGAGCCAAUUCACACGUCACCGACACCACAGGGGACGUGUUCCAAGACGUCUUCGUUGUGCGGAAGAAUAGCAACCCAAGCUUCAGCCAUCCCCCGCGCAUACCCGAAGAACCUGCCGAAGCGAGCGGUGCUCUUGGGAGUAGUUCUCAGCUGGAGAAGUAUCCCACGAACGGUAGCGGCGGCCGCAGCAGCCGCAAAAAUCUAUUCGCCCGUACCAUGACUCUGAGAAAGAGCGCCGAACGCUCCGAGCGAGAUAGGGAUAUUGUUUGAGGAGCUGGCAGCGUCUCAGGAACGAGAGCGAUUGUUCAGCGUACAUUAAUGAUUAAUGGGACAUAUUCUCUUUUCUUUUCUUCUCUUGUCGAACAACGCAUAGACUGGCAUGAGAUUACUCGGUAUAGACUGGUCAUAUACCCCAUGAGGCUGAAAGUUUUAGAUAGUGGUGUGGCGUACAAACAGUAAUGGAUCGUUAUUUUACACGUUAACCAUCCUUGUCGAGCUCUCGGUGAAUGUGACGAGUGAUCUGC